Messenger RNA from Carassius gibelio (silver crucian carp), 1739 nucleotides. Its product is annotated as ephrin type-B receptor 4a. The record is from RefSeq and is a predicted model, not a curated record. The coding region runs from base 889 to 1719 and encodes 276 amino acids. Gene Ontology annotation, molecular function: ATP binding; protein binding; transmembrane-ephrin receptor activity. NCBI's taxonomy places the organism in Eukaryota, Metazoa, Chordata, Actinopteri, Cypriniformes, Cyprinidae. The transcript has 4 exons. Gene Ontology annotation, cellular component: neuron projection; membrane. Gene Ontology annotation, biological process: protein phosphorylation; cell surface receptor protein tyrosine kinase signaling pathway; central nervous system projection neuron axonogenesis.
UCGCAUUGACCACCUCACAUCUACUGCGAGCGGCUGAAGGCUCAACACCUCGUAUCAACUUCUAGGAUUUGCCCAGAUUUUUUUCCCAUCUCGAACGCGCAUGUUUUGUUGAUAUCUUAACGAACUACGCCGCGAUUUGCCUGCAUUCGCCGUUGGAUAAACAGCACGAUGUUCGCUCGUUGAGCUGGCGUAUAAUCGCAUUCAAGCAUCGCUUUUAUUUCGCAGGAUAUUCAUGUUUUUAAAGAUACAAAGGACGCGGUGGAUUCGCUGACGGAAAUCAGAAAUCUGGCGCUGGAUGAGGACGUCGAUGUGAUUUAAACCUGAGCCAAAUACGAACAUUUCUUUUCGCACUGUCAGUAAAUGAAGUGGCCUGACGGAUUUGUUUUAUCGGGUGCAUUUUAGAAAGCCGUCCCAUUUCAGAGUGGAAAAUUGGGACAAGUCGACCUACACCCCUCACAAAAGGGUUCCACGCAGCCGAGCGUACGGCAUGUUGUUGCUCCAUAUGUUUUUGGCAAAACCGGCACAUGUCUGCGUAAAGAUAUAUAGGUUUUGCGUUCUUUAAUGAUAUGGACAGUAUUCUUCUCAUUCGAUGAGCAUAGAAAGUUAUGAGUGAUUUUUAAAUCUCAAUUUUUUGUAAACCUGUAUUUCUUUAACAAAAAACUCAACUGAAACGGUAUUAGAUUUUGUUUUUCUUAAUUUAAUUCAACUGUUCUCGUCGGAAGUUUUUUUCUCUCCCAUGACUUGGUGGCUUUUCUCUGUGCUUUGACGACUCCCGCCGUGCGAUUGUUCGUUCCUGAUGGGUAAAAGACCCAGCUGACGAUCCUAAAACCUUUGCACUGUUUGCCCAUCUUUGUAAACAUUCCCAAGUAGAACAGUCGUGAUUCCAGGAUGGAGCUCCUCUCCAGGAAUGUGGCCGCGCUCUGGAUUAUCCUGCUGGAGUUCCUGCUCAGAUCGGUGGCUGAAGAAGAGGUCCUGAUGAAUACAAAGACAGAGACAUCAGAUCUGAAGUGGACAACAUACUCUCGCUCUAAACCAGAGUGGGAGGAGAUCAGCGGUCUAGAUGAAGACAACAACAGCGUGAGGACCUAUCAGAUCUGCCAGACCGACGGCGCGUCCAGUCACUGGCUGCGUAGUAAGCUCAUCGAGCGGCGAGGGGCGUCACAGGUGUACGUGGAGCUGCUCUUCACCAUGAUCGAAUGCUCAUCGCGGAACACACACCACCGAUCCUGUAAAGAGACCUUCAACCUUUACUACUACCAGAGCGACACGGAUGAUGCGACAGCAACCCACCCAGCGUGGAUGGAGAACCCCUAUAUCAAGGUGGACACGGUGGCCGCGGACCACCUGCUGCGUAAAGGUGGAGAGAAGAAGUCUAAUGUCAAAACGCUGCGUUUGGGCCCUUUGACCAAACGGGGAAUCUACUUGGCGUUCCAGGCCCAGGGCGCAUGCAUGGCCCUUCUAUCCGUGCGCGUCUUCUUUAAGAAGUGUCCGGCUCUCACGCGCUCACUAUCCGUCUUCCCGGAGACAGUUCCACGCUCGCUGGUCCAGGAGGCAGUGGGCCAGUGUGUGGCCAACGCAGCACAGCCUGGACCCAAUCCCAGACCGCCCAAGAUGUUCUGUGGAGAAGAUGGACAGUGGGUGGACCAGCCCACCACCACCUGCACUUGCCUGCCGGGCUUCGAGGCCAGCCAUGGAGAGCUGGAGUGUAGAGGUGAGUGAGAACAGAACAGACUUCUCUG